AGCUCCUGUCGCCGUCGCGGCUUCCGGUGCUAGGUGGAGGAGAGGAAGGAGGGAGCUGGGGAGCGGGGCCAGGGGAGCAGCCUUGUCGAAAUCGGCUUGGGGGAGUCGGAGGGAGCGGAACCAGUGCCGAGCGGAACCUGUGGGGGCGGCGGCGGCGGCUGCUGCGGCGGCGGAGGAGCUGGGAGCAGGAACAGGAUCGAGUUCUCCAUACCAGGGCCCAGGCCAAAACCAGACUGCCACUGCCCCCACUUGAGCCCUCCUGUCCUCAGAAAGUGGUUGCUGUGAUCAUGGGUAAUAUCUUUGGAAACCUUCUGAAGAGCCUGAUUGGGAAGAAGGAGAUGCGCAUCCUGAUGGUGGGCCUGGAUGCUGCAGGAAAGACCACCAUCCUGUAUAAGCUGAAACUGGGGGAGAUCGUCACCACCAUCCCCACCAUUGGGUUCAACGUGGAGACAGUGGAGUACAAGAAUAUCAGCUUCACAGUCUGGGAUGUGGGUGGCCAGGACAAGAUUCGACCUCUCUGGAGACACUACUUCCAAAACACCCAGGGGUUGAUAUUUGUGGUUGACAGCAAUGAUCGGGAGCGAGUAAAUGAGGCCCGAGAGGAGCUGAUGAGGAUGCUGGCAGAGGAUGAGCUCCGGGAUGCAGUGCUCCUUGUCUUUGCAAACAAACAGGAUUUGCCUAAUGCUAUGAACGCUGCUGAGAUCACAGACAAGUUGGGCCUGCAUUCUCUGCGUCACCGCAACUGGUACAUUCAGGCCACCUGUGCCACCAGCGGGGACGGGCUGUACGAAGGCCUGGACUGGCUGGCCAAUCAGCUCAAAAACAAGAAGUGAGAGCCAGGCAGCCCUAUCCGACCACCCCGCCUAUCCCUGACACACCUACUGUCUCCCUGCCCCAGCCCUGCCCCUUCCUUCCCGUUGCCAGUGUGGCCAGGGCCCUGGGUAUCAUGUCCGCAUGCCCAACAAGAGCCUUGCCUCCCCUGCCUCCCCCCGCCCCAUCCCCUGUCCAUGACCAGUCCCCAGUUGCUGUCCUGAUGAUGAAUCAUUCCAAUUUAUCGGAUUUAAAACAAAAA
This is a messenger RNA of Callorhinus ursinus (northern fur seal), 1072 nucleotides long. It is a transcript of the gene ARF3, whose product is annotated as ARF GTPase 3. Lineage: Eukaryota; Metazoa; Chordata; Mammalia; Carnivora; Otariidae. Gene Ontology annotation, molecular function: GTP binding; GTPase activity. The record is from RefSeq and is a predicted model, not a curated record.